Messenger RNA from Eurytemora carolleeae, 941 nucleotides. Its product is annotated as L-xylulose reductase. The transcript is spliced from 8 exons. Bases 54 to 794 code for a protein of 246 amino acids. Gene Ontology annotation, molecular function: L-xylulose reductase (NADPH) activity; carbonyl reductase (NADPH) activity. Gene Ontology annotation, biological process: xylulose metabolic process; glucose metabolic process. Lineage: Eukaryota; Metazoa; Arthropoda; Copepoda; Calanoida; Temoridae. The record is from RefSeq and is a predicted model, not a curated record.
AUUCCAUUUUCAAUAUUUUCAGAUGAUAUAAAGUAAAAAUAAAAAUAUUAGAAAUGGCGGCAAAGUUUGAUUUUAAUGGAAGACGAGUUCUUGUGACGGGAGCCGGAGCAGGUAUAGGGCGAGGUAUCUGUAAAGCACUCUAUGAAAGUGGAGCUGAAGUAUAUGGAGUCUCUAGAACUCAAGAAAACUUGAAUUCGUUAAAGGUAGAAUGUCCUGACCUGGUAACAGUAUGUGUUGACCUCUCAGACUGGGAUGCCACAAGGGCUGCCCUCUCCUUACUUCCAACUAUGCAUGGGGUGGUGAAUAAUGCAGCUAUAGCUAUCAAUGGAUCAUGUCUGACAGCAAAACCUGAAGACUUUGACAAAAUGUAUACUGGUAAUGUGAAACAAGUUCUGAAUGUUAGUCAAAUAUUUGCUCUGAAGAUGAUUCAAGAUAAGAUAAGAGGAGCCAUUGUUAAUAUCUCAUCACAGGCAAGCCAGGCGGCGCUUAAAGAUCAUGUUCUUUACUGCGGUACAAAGGGAGCUCUAGAUAUUAUGUCAAAGGUGAUGGGUUUGGAGCUGGGUGAGCAUGGUAUCCGGGUGAACUGUGUGAACCCUACAGUAGUGCUGACCAGCAUGGGUAAACUAGCCUGGUCUGAUCCUGCCAAGGCUGGACCAAUGCUGGACAAAAUCCCUUUGGGCAGAUUUGCUGAAAUAGACGAUGUUGUGAGUGGAGUCCUUUUCCUGUUGAGUGAUCAAGCAGCUUUGAUCAAUGCAGUUACUCUUCCAAUCGAUGGAGGAUUUCUGGCGACAUAGAUAUUUAGAAGAUGGAUGUUUACAAAUUGGAGGAUUUAAUUUGGGAAUUUAAGGGGUUCAAUUUAUUUAUUCCCCACCAAACCCCCACCACCACAAAUUUGAUCCCUCCGAAAAAGUCUUCUUAUAAAGGAGGGGGGGGGGAGAACA